Ochlerotatus camptorhynchus is the source of this 4904-nucleotide messenger RNA. RefSeq names its product RNA helicase aquarius. The record is from RefSeq and is a predicted model, not a curated record. Gene Ontology annotation, molecular function: helicase activity; mRNA binding. The transcript is spliced from 6 exons. Gene Ontology annotation, cellular component: catalytic step 2 spliceosome. NCBI's taxonomy places the organism in Eukaryota, Metazoa, Arthropoda, Insecta, Diptera, Culicidae. Gene Ontology annotation, biological process: mRNA splicing, via spliceosome. The coding region runs from base 135 to 4871 and encodes 1578 amino acids.
UCAGUUUUUGUUUUGAUUCCGCGCGUGUUUGUUGUGUUUUUUCCUCUGGCGGGCGCUCUAACCGGUUCGGCUUGAAAACGUUUCUCCAAUAAGUACCUAAAAGGUGUGUUUCCGUGGAAAAAUCUCGGCUUAAGAUGACGAAACCUCAACCCACCGCGGAGGAACCGCCGGCCAAACUGCGUAAAGGCGCUCUUACCGUGGCCCAAAUCAACGCCGACGAGCUAACCUUCUUGGCCAAUCGGUUCUGGGCCCCGGACACGGCUGACAGUCAUGAGGAGUUCAAUGCCGGCAUCAUCGAGGAAAUCUACCGGCGUGAAAUUUGCGAGUCGCGUUAUUCGAUGCGACGCAUUAUGAUGCUGGAGUUUAGUCAGUAUUUGGAGAAUUACCUGUGGCCGAAUUUUCGCGGGGAGGUGGCCUCUCGGGCGCACCUGAUGUCGAUUGUGGUGAUGUUGAAUGAAAAGUUUCGCGAGAAAGUGGAAGUGUGGAAAGUGUUUGAAGUGAAUGGUGAUCAAUUUCCGGUGUUCUUUCAGCGUGUAUUGGAAGCCUGUUUGGAAGAUACGGUGGUUAGUUCUUUCAGUAUGCGGGAGCAAACGGCUCUGUUGGUUUUCCUAAAUCAUUGUUUCAACAGUAUGGAAGUGGAGCUUUGUAGGAAUCAAGCGAAACGUUUGGUUUCGCUUGCUAUGUGGUCCUGCUUGCAGCCGAAGCGAAGGGACCAGGAACUGAAGGAGAUUCCCGAGUGGAGGAAGUUUUGGAAGAAGCUUCAGAAACGGGACAAGGCUACCGAUAAGGAACGGGUUGACUGGGAGAGGCACUUUUUGCAGAAUCUGAUGAUCAAGUUUAUGAACGUAUUGGAGUCGAUUGCGGAAGAGGGGCAAGUUUGUGAAGAAACGGUGCGUUAUUGUGAGCGGUUUUUAGAGUUUCUGAUCGAUCUGGAGGCGUUGCUGCCGACGAGGCGGUUUUUCAACACCGUCAUGGAUGAUUGCCACGUGGUGGUGCGGUGCUCGAUGGCACCACUGCUGCAGCGAAGCGAGGGGAAUUUGUUUGCUCAGCUCCUGGACAUGCUAAAGUUCUACGCCCGCUUCGAAAUCAACGACGAAACGGGAGACCCGCUGACCGACCAUGACAUGACCCAAAUCCACUACUCCAAGAUCAAAGCCCUCCAGAAGGCCGCGUUUGCCAAGUUUCCGGACCUCCGGCUGUUCGCCCUCUCGAACGUGGCCAACGUCGACACCCGAGAAUCGCUGGAAAAGCACUUUGGCGCUCUGGACGGCAAAAGCUUGAAGGAGAUCGCUUGCUACUUGAACCUGGUUCCGGAAGAGCUCGAAGCGCCCUUCGAUUGGCAUCGAUUGGAUGAACCAUUCCUGCGGGAGCUGCUGAUCUCGCGGCACGAGCGAAGGGUGUCGCAGCUGGACUCGUUGAACGAGAUGCCACUGUAUCCGACGGAGGAGAUCAUCUGGAACGAAAACAUCGUUCCAACGGAGUACUACUCCGGCGAAGGCUGUUUGGCUCUGCCGAAGUUGAAUCUGCAGUUUUUGACGCUCCACGACUACCUGUUGCGGAACUUCAAUCUCUUCCGGUUGGAAUCGACUUAUGAAAUUCGGCAGGACAUCGAAGACGCCGUCAGCCGAAUGCUUCCGUGGCAAUCGGAGGAAGGGGACGUUGUGUUCGGAGGUUGGGCCCGAAUGGCACUUCCGAUCCAGUCGUUUGCAGUCGUCGAGGUGUCCAAACCGCACAUUGGUGAGAAGAAGCCAUCGCGCGUGCGGGCCGAUGUCAGUGUGACGCUCAACGUUCGCAAGGAAAUCCAAGAUGAGUGGGAGAAUUUACGGAAGCAUGAUGUAUGCUUCUUGAUUACCGUGAGACCGACAAAACCAAUUGGCACCAAGUAUGAUUACAAGGAGCACUUUAUACCGCAAGUCGGGUUGGUGCACGUCAGGGGAUGUGAAAUCGAAGGAAUGCUCGAUGCUAACGGGAGAGUCAUCGAGGAUGGAAUCGAGCAGCGACCGCAGUUGACUGGGGAGCAGCGUACGUACAGGAUUUGGUUGGACUCCAACCAAUAUCGAGUGGAUAUGGAUGAUCUUCAAACGGGUGGGGAUGACGUGUACGAGGAGUUCAACAUAAUCAUGCGUCGGAAGCCGAAGGAGAACAAUUUCAAAGCUGUUCUGGAGACUAUCCGGCACUUGAUGAACACGGAAUGUGUAGUUCCGCCGUGGUUGCACGAUAUCCUCCUAGGAUAUGGUGACCCAGGGGCGGCUCACUAUAGUCGGAUGUCGGACCAGGCACGGGUGCUGGACUUCAAUGACACGUUCCUGGAUAUCGAUCACGUUAGGGGCAGCUUUCCGGGAUACGAGACUGUUGUGAAGGAAACGGAAGCCAGUAAGUUGGUGCGUCCCUUCCGGUUGACGUUUGAAGAUGUUGCCGAACAGGUGGACAGUAGCGAUGAAGAGGACGACGAUAAGAAGGUUGAAUUGCCGAAGAAUAUCCUGGUGGAGCCGUACACGAUUCCCAAGCGUGGACCGUAUAAGUACAACGAGCCGAAAAGAAACACCAUCCGAUUCACGCCAACCCAGGUGGAAGCCAUCAAGGCUGGCAUGCAACCGGGCCUAACGCUGGUGGUCGGUCCCCCCGGUACCGGCAAAACCGACGUCGCCGUACAGAUCAUCUCCAACCUGUACCACAAUCACCCGAAUCAACGUACCCUGAUCGUAACGCACUCCAACCAGGCAUUGAAUCAACUGUUCGAGAAAAUUAUGGCCCUGGACAUUGACGAACGGCACCUGCUGCGUUUGGGUCACGGUGAGGAAUCCCUGGAGACGGAGAAGGACUACAGUCGCUACGGGCGCGUGAACUACGUCCUGUCGAAGCGUAUUGACCUGCUCGGACAGGUACAGCAGCUGCAGGAUUCGCUGGGUGUCGUCGGAGACGUUGCCUAUACCUGUGAAACGGCAGGCCACUUCUAUCUAUAUCAGAUCAUCGCCCGUUGGGAGAAGUUCCUCAACGAUUUCGAAGGCAGCAAGGAGUACAAGAAUGCUGCUGCCUUCGAAGAAGAGUUCCCUUUCACCAAAUUCUUCCAAGAUGCUCCGCAACCACUCUUCCAUGGAAGCACCUUCGAGGAGAACAUGGAGAUUGCUCAGAGUUGCUACCGUUACAUUUCCCAUAUCUUCACCGAGUUGGAAGAAUUUCGAGCUUUCGAGCUGCUGCGCAGCGGUUUGGAUCGCUCCAAGUACCUUCUGGUAAAGGAGGCCAAGGUCAUCGCUAUGACCUGUACGCACGCCGCCCUAAAAAGAAAAGAGUUGGUCAACAUGGGCUUCAAGUACGAUAACAUCCUCAUGGAGGAGUCCGCUCAAAUUCUUGAGAUUGAAACCUUCAUUCCGCUGCUGCUUCAAAACCCGAUGGACGGGUACAACCGUUUGAAACGUUGGAUCAUGAUCGGAGAUCAUCACCAGCUUCCACCGGUCAUCAAAAACAUGGCAUUCCAAAAGUAUUCCAACAUGGAACAAUCGCUCUUCACCCGAUUGGUUCGAUUGGGCGUUCCGACGAUCGACCUGGACGGACAAGGUCGUGCCCGAUCCAGCAUUUGCGAACUUUACAAAUGGCGGUACACUAAACUCGGUGAUUUGGAUCACAUCACCCAGUGGUCCGAGUAUCUCAACUGCAAUCCAGGCUUCGCGUACGAUUACCAACUGAUCAACGUGGACGAUUUCAACGGAGUGGGUGAAUCGGAACCCAAUCCCUACUUCUACCAGAACCUGGCGGAAGCCGAAUACAUCGUAGCGGUGUUCAUGUACAUGCGCAUGAUCGGCUACCCGGCCGAGAAGAUCUCCAUUCUGACCACCUACAACGGUCAGAAGCAUCUGAUUCGGGAUGUGAUCGAUGCUCGUUGCGCCGAUAACCCACUAAUCGGGAAACCGUACAAGGUCACCACCGUUGACAAGUACCAAGGUCAACAGAACGACUACAUCCUGCUGUCGUUGGUUCGUACUAAAACGAUCGGACACAUUCGGGACGUGCGUCGUCUGGUGGUCGCCAUGAGUCGUGCCCGGCUUGGUUUGUACAUUUUUGGACGGGUUUCGCUGUUCAAGAACUGCGUCGAGUUGCAACCGGCAUUCAAGUUGCUGACAAAGCGUCCGCUUCAAUUGCAUCUUGUCGGAGAUGAGACGCUCCCGAGCACUAGGAAGGUGGAUGACAAGACCGGAGAUAAGAAGCCCGCCGUAAUCAAAGAUAUGACCGAUAUGGCACAGUAUGUGUACAAGUUCUACAUGACGAAGGUCAAUGUGAUCCGUGACGAGAUGGAAAAGAUGAAGGAGCUCUACGAGCAGCAGCAAAAAGAACUGGCUGCCAAUCAAUCAGCUCAAGAAGAAGAUUCGGAGAAGAAUGUCGUAAAACCCGGGGAGAAAGAGCAGCAGCAACCGGAGGAAUUUGUUGCAAUUCCAAUCUGUAAUUUGGUUGACCAGUUUGAUCAGCAGCUGGUGACGCAGAAGAAGCGUACCAAGAAGAAGGGGAUUCUUGGGAUGCCGGUGGCGAAGAAAACUGCAGUGAAGGAGAAGGGCUCUGAAGAAGUUCAGGAAAAGCUGCCGGAAAGUAUGGAAACAGCUCCAGAAGAAACAUCCGACGUUGAACAACAGGAUGACGAAGGAAAAGAUGAAGAGAAUGUCCCGGUAGAUCAGCCCGAGACAAUGGAGACGGAAGCAACUGACGGUGGGGAAGGCGAGGAGGUAAGCGAAGGUAAGGACUCAAAGGAGACGGAAGCAACUGAAGGAGGGGAAGUGAAGGGGAUAAGCGAAGAUAAGGAGUCGAAGGAGACGGAAGCACAGGAAGGUGAAAAAGGUAAGGAGGUAAACGAAGAUAAGGAAUCCCAGGGGCAGCAAGAAUGAGCAAUUAGGGAUUUUCCAUAAUACAUAGCUUAU